Molecule: messenger RNA, 1728 nt
Organism: Microsporum canis CBS 113480
Lineage: Eukaryota; Fungi; Ascomycota; Eurotiomycetes; Onygenales; Arthrodermataceae
Product: amidase
Exons: 2
Coding region: 1-1728 (575 amino acids)
Source: RefSeq, a predicted model, not a curated record
AUGCAAAUAUUUCCAAGCUCGAUUCUCCCAGCUUGGGCGGCAUUGCAGUCAAUAUCAGAAACAUUCACCCUGUUCUCUCUUCCACCAGAGACGCCUCGUUUCGACCCGACAGAAGCAACAAUCCAAUCAGUCCAUCGAGCUCUAUACGCAAAUAUAACCCAGAAAGACAAUAGACUGACAUGCCGUGAAGUGAUAACUGCGUUUCUGAACCAAAUAGAUGCCUACAACCCUCUGAUAAACGCUAUAAUAAGCCUUGAUGCAGGCUCGUUGUCUGUUGCCGAUGAAUUGGACGCGCAACUCAUACAUAUAUUGAAUGAAAAUACAUACAAUGAUACCCAUAAGAACUACAGCUCGAUCGAUGAUGUACCUUUGGCCUUCAACCCGUCGUCUCUUCCGUCUCUGUUCUGCAUUCCAGUUCUUUUGAAGGAUAACUUCGACACGGCCAACGUCUCUACCACGGCAGGCUGCGCGGCGUUAUACAACUCCACGCCUCCUCUACACGAUUCACCCGUCGUCAAGGCCCUGCGUGAGGCCGGCGCGGUCAUACUGGGCAAAACAAACAUGCAUGAAAUGGCUCUUGAAGGCCUCACUGUGUCUUCGCUGGGUGGCCAAACGCUUAAUCCGUACGACCGUUCGAGGACGCCUGGCGGUAGCUCCGGAGGGACUGGAGCGGCUAUAGCGGCGUCCUUUGCGGUAUUCGGUCUAGGAACCGAUACGGUGAAUUCGCUGCGUAGUCCGGCCAGUGCAAAUAGCUUGUUUAGUCUGAGGCCUACUCGCGGUUUGAUUUCGCGGGCUGGAGUGUUUCCUGUUUCGUAUACGCAGGAUACCGUUGGCCCGAUCGCAAGAGAUCUGGAUUAUACUGAGCUUUUACCUCGGGAUCAGGCGCUGCGGAGGAAUGAUAGCCUAAAGGGAGUUCGAUUCGGGCUGUUGGAAGGAUUUAUCAAUCGCACUGAUACCCUGGAGACGACGCCGGUCAACACGGCGAUAGAUGCGAUGGUCUCUAAGCUUGAGAAGGCGGGAGCAGUUGUGGUCCCCAUCCGUGACCGGAUCUAUAAUUCCACUACGAUUCUAAACUUGGAUGUUCAGGUAUAUGAAUACCGGGAAAUGGUAGACUCAUAUCUCCGGAGCCUUGGACAUGCUGCGUCUACGGGAGCACGCACACUCGCUGAUAUUUAUGCCCAAGUCGACGGUGAAGACCCUUCAUUCCUAGUGAUUCCACACCAGUAUAAUUUUAUACAAUCUGCACUCGUCUCCUCUCCACAGAAUAUCUCCUACGCUCAAAAGCAGCUCUCUAUCAACGCCCUGACGUUAGCAGUAAAGCAAACAUUCUCCUCUCACAACCUUGAUGCACUGAUAUACCCGCAGCAACAAAAUUUGCCAGUCAAGCUAGGCUCUCAAAACCAAUAUGGUAGAAAUGGAAUACUUGCAGCUCUGACAGGUUGCCCCGUUAUAACCGUACCGGCUGGAUUUUCGAGAAGGGAUGUGUUUCGGAAUAUACCGGUUGGUGUGCCGGUUGGUAUGGAAGUCAUGGGAUUGCCCUGGGAAGAAGAGAGAUUGCUAAGUAUAGCUGCAAGAAUUGAGGCUUUGGAGAAAAUUAGGCGGCCGCCGAAGCUGAAGAGGGAGAAGGGUAAAGGAAGUGGUUAUAACAGAGUGAUGAAUUCUGUCCCGAGAUUGGUCCCUAACAGGCUAAACAUUCAUGAUGCGUACCCCUUAGGGGUAUUUGAAUAA